Papaver somniferum (opium poppy) is the source of this 1587-nucleotide messenger RNA. RefSeq names its product cytosolic endo-beta-N-acetylglucosaminidase 1-like. Gene Ontology annotation, cellular component: cytoplasm. The record is from RefSeq and is a predicted model, not a curated record. Lineage: Eukaryota; Viridiplantae; Streptophyta; Magnoliopsida; Ranunculales; Papaveraceae. The coding region runs from base 1 to 1587 and encodes 528 amino acids. The transcript is spliced from 13 exons. Gene Ontology annotation, molecular function: mannosyl-glycoprotein endo-beta-N-acetylglucosaminidase activity. Gene Ontology annotation, biological process: protein deglycosylation.
AUGGAUACUGGUAAGUUAAUUCACAAUAAGAAAUUAGAACCAAGAAUUGUUUGCUUAGCUCCUUUUGCCAAGUCCUGUGGUCCUAUGCCUAUUGAUAUUGUCGAUGCAUUGUGCCCUCCUAUGGUUAAUCAAGGUCAUUGUGCUGAGUUUGAUGAUUCUUUGCCUUUUGACAAUGUCAAAUCAUUACUUCCUCUGAUUUCUAAAGAAGAUAUUGUGUCGACGGAAGUUAUUUCAGCUCAUCUUGAACCUGAUUUAAAGAGUGUGUCCCAGAUAGAAACUAAUAUACAUUCUAUGUUUGUUGUCCAUGCACUGGGAACAUUUAUAGUUGAAUGGGAUGAAAGGAAACUGAUUUAUAAUGAUAUUUUCGCAACGAAACAAUCGGCGCAAAGGUAUGCUGAGCGUUUAUCAGAGCUUGCAGUUGCUUUGGGAUUUGAUGGCUGGAUGAUUAAUAUUGAAGAAAAAUUGGAUGUGAAGCAAAUUCCAAACAUGAAAGAAUUUGUUAAUCAUCUGACAAAAACGAUGCACUCCUCCAUGCCUGGAUAUUUAGUGAUAUGGUAUGAAAGUGUGACUAUAGAUGGUGAUCUCUACUGGCAAGAUCAACUUAAUGAAAAGAACAAACCUUAUUUUGAUCUAUGUGAUGGUAUUUUUGUAAACUAUACAUGGAAGGAAGACUAUCCAAAGCUUUCAGCUGAAGUUGUUGGUGAGAGGAAAUAUGAUGUCUACAUGGGGAUCGAUAUUUUCAGGAGGAAUACUUUUGGUGGUGGUCAGUGGACGACUUAUAUUGCAAUUGAUGUGCUAAAAAAGGACGAUGUGUCAGCUGCCAUUUUUGCUCCUGGAUGGGCCUAUGAAACCAAGGAACCGCCUAAUUUCCAAACUGCUGAAAAUCUUUGGUGGGGACUUGUUGAGAAAUCAUGGGGAGUACUUCAACGCUACCCAACAUCACUACCCUUUUAUUCAAACUUUGAUCAGGGUCAUGAUUAUCAUUUCUCGGUUGAUGGAAAGCAAGUGUCAAAGGAUCCAUGUUGUAACAUUUUCUGCCAGACCUUUCAGCUUGUCCUUGAAAGUUCUGAGGAAUCCUUGUUAAACCCCAUACAAGUGACUGUUGAUUUCAAAGGUGCAUCUUAUAAUGGAGGAGGGAGCAUCUUAGCUGAGGAAAACCUAGGCGACAAGGUGGGGGUUCUUAUCACAGGCCUUGCAUCAUUGUGCAACAUAGUGAAGGAUAUGCAAUCUUCAAUGCCAGCAUCAAUUGCCUCAAACAUCACCAUCACCUCAAGAGAAUUAGCCGUCAACUGUCAUCAAGGGAAAAAUAGUUUACCUCAAUCAGGUUCACAUGCUGCGACAAGUUUACCUGUUGGAAAUAUGGUAUCACCAGCUUCAUCAGCAGUUUGUGAAAUGAAAAAAUGUUCAUUGUUGAACAUAGAGGAUGAAGUAAUUGUAGUUGGUAAGCUUUGUACUGGUGCUUCAGGACGUAUGUUUCACGGAGAAGUCGUACCUGAAAGUCAUGUCAAGGGUGGUCUUCGUGGUGCUAUGAGCUUGACUGAAAAGAUGUUCCCAGUAGUUGUACUUCCAGAUAUUAUUAAAGCAUAA